AUGUCAGAGUAUCAGGCGUUGGUUCAUUUUAAUGCUCAGGCUGUGAACCUGGAAAUGGUUCAUUUUCUGGCAGCUACUGCAGCUUCAGUUAUUAGUACUACCGAUACAGACGUGAGAAACGGCGGUGGAUCUGCUGUUUCUUUGGUGGAUUUUAUCAAGACGUUGAUUAGUCACUCCAAUGUGCAAACGCCAACUCUAAUGGCGACGACGGUUUAUUUGAUUAAACUGCGGUCUAUUUUGCCUACCGAUGUCACAGGUAUUUCUACCACGAGACACAGAAUCUUCAUUGGAUGUCUGAUACUGGCAGCAAAGAACCUGAAUGACUCCUCGCCUUUGAAUAAGCAUUGGACAAAAUACACGAAUGGCCUGUUUACGCUGGAGGAUAUAAACGCGAUAGAGAGGGAAUUACUUGCGUUAUUCGGCUGGAAUCUCAAUUUCUCUACACAAGAUCUCACCCGCGCGUUAUCGCAUUUCUUGGUGCCGAUUCAACACCAAUUGAGCGCCAGAUCUGCUGCCCACAAACAGGAACUAAUGGCAAAGCAGAACUCGGCAUCGAUGCUCCUAUUCAAUGCUCCUGUCAGUGGAUAUACAAAACAACAUCUAGUCAACGUGGAAGCCCAUUCCCGUUCCUCAUCGCAUAUGUCCAUUCCUUCGCUAUCAUCUUCAAACACAUUAUCUACCAUCGAAUCUACUUCGACUAUGAGCUCGGUACCGACAGGUGCCUACUCAUCUUCAAGCUCAUCAGCUCCUUCUUCUGCAGGUUCGAGUUCAUCUUUGUCCUCUUCUGCAGGUUCUAAUGCAUAUCAGUAUUCGAAACAUACUAGACUGAAAGUUAUUAACGAAGAACCUUUAGAGAAGCCACCAUCCAAGAGGAAGUUUGGACUCACUAAACCUAUUAUCUUAAGCUCAAAAUCGUACACAGAUUUGAAGGCUUUACCUGCUGUUGCAGUGACGAACUCAAGAUCAGUUUCAUCGAAGUCAGGCUGGGCUUCAAUUUUCAAUUAA
This is a messenger RNA of Kluyveromyces marxianus DMKU3-1042, 1005 nucleotides long. It is a transcript of the gene PCL2, whose product is annotated as cyclin PCL2. The transcript has a single exon. Gene Ontology annotation, biological process: regulation of cyclin-dependent protein serine/threonine kinase activity. Gene Ontology annotation, cellular component: cyclin-dependent protein kinase holoenzyme complex; nucleus. Gene Ontology annotation, molecular function: cyclin-dependent protein serine/threonine kinase regulator activity; protein kinase binding. The record is from RefSeq and is a predicted model, not a curated record. Lineage: Eukaryota; Fungi; Ascomycota; Saccharomycetes; Saccharomycetales; Saccharomycetaceae. Bases 1 to 1005 code for a protein of 334 amino acids.